GUGAAUCUAUAGACCUCACACAAUAUUUUCAUUAAGAACCGACUGAAAAUUUAGCCACGCUUCACCAACUUGAAUGCCUAUUCAGGUGUAUAAAAUCUUUUAACGUUUUUCAGUCAGUUUUUCGGCAACAGAUAUCUUUAUUUAUUUUGUCUACCUGCGAGCUUCUUCAUGUCAGCUCAUGUCUCAUAAAUGGAGAGUAUUAGCAAAUGAUGUAUUCAUAAUACAAUGUCGAGAUUAGGGGCAUUCUAACGGUUCUUCAGUGGUUUCAGAAAUUUCCUGCUAGUCGGAUUAAACCUAUAAUAAUUGCGAGUUUAUCCGUGCAUGUUCAGUCGCCAAUUAGAACGUGUUAAAACUCGCCGAGAUUUAUUCCUGCCCCAAUAAUUAAAACAAUAUCGACAAACAAAAUAAACAAAGCUAUCCUUUCGUUGCGGCGCAAUUGGUAAUUGAAACGUAAUAAACGAACGUAUUCAUCAUCACGUAUAUGGGCCUCUUAGCGUUGGCGUGAAAUGUUAGACUCAAAGGCGAAGUAAAGAGAAAAGACUUAUUAGCAGGAGAUAAGUAGCCUCGGUGACACGAGAGGCGAUGAUGCUUGCUCGCUAUAACCGGGAGUCUUCAUGUCAAAGGAUUCGUCAAUGUAGUUGCUGUUAUAAGGAAAUCUUUACACACUUUGUCGGUUUUCCGAUAACCUUCAUAGGCGUACUCUAACGAUGUUCGUUAUAGUUUAGCAAAAAUAUUUAUUUUUGCUUAGUUUACUAGUAUUAAAAAGGAUCAUAAAGUGGUGUUAAUUAGUAAAUUUAAUCACCCGGUGAAUCUAUCUUUAAACUGAUGUAUUAUAUGCUGCAUAGGGAGUAGGAUCUAAGCCUGGUGCAUCCACCAUUUUUUCAACAUUUUUUUAAAUUUUUGCUGUAAUGUUGAAAAAUGUUUGUAACAAACUGGAUUAAAAAGGAAUCAUAAAUAAAAAAAAAUCUAUUCAAUAUUUAAAAUUAACUUUCUUGGUAUUAACACCUGUAAUAUUUAUAAGUGAUAAGAAAAAGCUUUUUAAAAAAGAGCUUGGAAACUAAUGAGUUAAAAAUUUAAGAGAAGAAUUUAAAAUAUCCUGCAUGCAUAUACUAAACUCUCAAUAUUUAUAUUUAACCUGCAAUCGAUGAAAAAUUAAAUCCAAUUGUUAAAAAUUGGUAUUUAAAAAAAUAUUAAUAUUACGAAACAAAUUUAUUAAAUAAAUCACGUGCAGAAUAUUUUGAAUGAUUUGUUUCUUGUAUCCGAUUGUUUGGUUCACGGUCGGAAAGUACCGUUGGGAGCUUGCAAUGUCAAACUCCGGUUGGAAUGCACAUCGAGAUCCAUCCCGGACCAAUCAAAUCGAAAUGACCGAUAGAGUGACUAAUAGCACGCCGCUGCCGGGUAUCACUGAGACCUCUCCCUCUCUGGUUGUCUCGCUCUCGCCGCUUGACACCCCACGUUGUGCGCGCGAGUGGCCCACCACCCCGUCAUCUCUUCUUUAUUCUGACACUACUGAUUAUUCUUCAAAGCUCUUUGCCGACUUACCGGUCUUGUUUGUUAUGUUGAUGUAGUCACCGCUCCGGUUAGACUUCCGGGUGAUGCUCUUGUGCCGGAAAGUUGGCCUGCCGAACGUACAUCCUGCUUCAAGGACUUUCCACCAUCCUCGAUGCGGCGGGCGCUUUUCGACGGUUUUUUCCCCGGCUCGGCGUCGUUUAUUUUUGUUGUUUCGUGCUGGUGUCGAAGAUGAAUGUGAUCGCGAUUGAAACCAAUCGACAAUUUAUCAUCAUAUUCGAUAGAUAUUAUUCCGAUGUAAAUAAACUGCAGGAAAUAAUGUGAUUUUGAAUGAUGAUUUUUAACUGCCCUUUACUGGUGUUGUUUGCAAUAUCUUUUAUUGUUAAUUAUACCUGGAAAUCGGAGGCCAAGAUUUCGCACGGCCAUCAGCAGACGUUUUCGUUCUACAGCUCCUACAUGGAUACGACGUUUUGCGGCACCGUGCCCGGCUUGACCAAGGCCCAGAUCGAGCUCUGCCACCAGCAGCCCGACGCCACCCUCAUGGCCAUCGAGGGGUUGAACCAGGCCGUCAGGGAGUGCCAGUACCAGUUUCACGGGCACCGCUGGAACUGCUCUUCCCUGGAGACCAGAGGGAGAAAUCCCUACAUUAGUUCAAUUCUAACAAAAGGAUACAAAGAGGCCGCUUUCGCUCACGCGAUCACCUCGGCCGGGGUGGCGAUCGCCAUAGCUCGAGGAUGCAGCGCCGGCCUGAUGAACUGCGGCUGCGACUCGAAAAUCUACAAGAUCAGAAAACCGAGAUCGGCGGUGUCGAAGACGAAGUGGAAAUGGGGCGGGUGCUCGCACAAUUUGAAGUACGGCAUCAAGUUCUCCAAAAUGUUCCUGGACUCGCGAGAGAGGGCCGAGGACAUGCAAUCGAAGAUCAAUUUGCACAACAACCAAGUCGGAAGAAUCGCAGUGUCUAAUAACAUGCAGGUGAUGUGCAAGUGCCACGGGAUGUCGGGAAGUUGCGAAUUAAAGACUUGCUGGAGGUCAGCGCCGGAUUAUCGGGCCAUCGGGAAGGCGCUCAAGGAACGAUUCCGGUCCGCGAUUCUGGUGGAUCAAACCAACUUCGGGAAGAGGAACUUACGGAAAUUCAAUAUGAUCAACCAAAGAAAGCACAAGAAGCAGUCGAAAAUGAAGCAAUGGACGCCCAGGAAGAACAAGCACAAGAGGGACCUCUCCUACGAUUUGCUUUACUACGAAAAGUCGCCGAGUUUCUGCGAGAGGGACCAAAAUCUGGAGGUAUCGGGUACGACCGGUCGAUAUUGCAAUCGCACCUCGACCUCUUCGGAUAGUUGCAAUAACCUCUGUUGCGGCAGGGGAUACAACCUGAUAAAAAAGAGGAAAGUGGAACGGUGUAAUUGUAAGUUCUUAUGGUGUUGCCAGGUCGAAUGCCAAACUUGUAGUCAUGAAGAAUGGAUCAGUGUUUGUAAAUAAGUGUAAUUUAAACGAUAACGUGUAAUUUAUGAUAAGAAAAGUUCACCUGUUGAGAGUAAUAACAGGGAUAUAAGUACCUACCUGCUAGUACUUAUUGUUAGAUUAAAUUGGUAGGUACUACUUAUUGGUCUCUUUAUUUUAGAAUUUCGAUGAGAUUUGUAUAAUUUUUAAGUAGGAUUUAAACAACAGUAGUAUUUAAUUUAGUUGUGUAAUAAAAAUAUGAAAUUAGGGGCACUCGUUAUUAAGCUGUACUUCAUCUACAAAUAAGUAUUAAAAAUUAUAGUAAAUAUCAGAAUCUUGCAAAUUAUUGGUGUGUAAUAGACGUGUAGAUAGGCAAUACUUUUUACAUAUUUCAGGUAAAAAUAAAUGUGGAAAUAGCAUAGAAUUUCACGUUUGCUCUAAACAAUUUUCUUUUUAUUACAAAUUAAAUUAACAAUAAUCAAUUAAAC
Molecule: messenger RNA, 3434 nt
Organism: Phyllotreta striolata
Lineage: Eukaryota; Metazoa; Arthropoda; Insecta; Coleoptera; Chrysomelidae
Source: the annotation of a GenBank genome assembly